Molecule: messenger RNA, 1791 nt
Organism: Wickerhamiella sorbophila
Lineage: Eukaryota; Fungi; Ascomycota; Dipodascomycetes; Dipodascales; Trichomonascaceae
Product: Aspartate--tRNA ligase, mitochondrial
Exons: 1
Coding region: 1-1791 (596 amino acids)
Biological process (GO): aspartyl-tRNA aminoacylation
Cellular component (GO): cytoplasm; mitochondrion
Molecular function (GO): nucleic acid binding; ATP binding; aspartate-tRNA ligase activity
Source: RefSeq, a predicted model, not a curated record
AUGCUCCCGCCAAUAGCUCAGGUCGCUGAAAAGUUCGUUUUUCCUAGAGCUACAACGACUGUUGCCAAAGCACUCGCUGCCAAGCAGGCACAGACAAUCACUUUGACCGGGUGGAUUGACAGGAAGCCGAAGCAAAUCUCCAAAUCACUCACUUUUGCUCGGCUGCGCGAUGGCUCAGGCAAGAUAAUUCAACUGGUUGACACAAACUCUCCUAGCCAACUCAAAAGUCUCAAGCCCGAUUCCACAAUUUCAGUGGAGGGCGAAAUAGAGGUCAAAUCCAAUGGUGUGGAUUUGAAGGUGGCAAGUCUAAAAGUUCUCAAUCGUGCCAAUAUUGUUCCCUCUCAACUCAUAUCGGAAACUAAGGAUUGGCCCCCUCAGUAUCGUUACAUACAACUGAGACAGCCAAAUAUGCAAGAGGUGUUGAAGAAGCGUGCCAAAAUAGUGAAGACAUGCCGAGAAGCUCUUGACGAUCAGGAAUUCGUAGAGAUCGAAACACCUCUCCUCUUCAAAAGCACUCCCGAAGGUGCCAGGGAAUUUCUUAUCCCCACGCGAAAAAAGGGCUUGAUGUACGCUUUGCCUCAAAGUCCUCAACAAUACAAGCAGCUCCUUAUUGCCUCGGGUGUCGAGAGGUAUUACCAGGUGGCUAAAUGUUUCCGAGACGAAGACUUGCGAGCUGAUCGUCAACCGGAGUUCACUCAGCUUGAUCUUGAGAUGGGAUUUGCGAACGGUAGCGAUGUUCAGCAGGUCAUCGAGAGUCUCGUUGAGCGUGUUUGGUCUCAGCACUCUGCUACAAAGCUUGUGACUCUAGACGAAAAGCAGGCACUUGUCGAAGCAACAGGCAAGCUUGGAAAGUUAACUUACCAAACGGCAAUUGAGAAAUAUGGAAUCGAUAAGCCGGAUCUACGAUCUAGUAUCGAGAUCAAGCAAAUUCCAGCAGAAGCCACUACAAACCCAGAGUACUCUGUGUUUGAAGCUAUUGUUCUCUCUGACUGGACGGAGAGCUCAGACAUUUUUGAAGGCCUCAAAAGCGACAAGGAGUAUAAAAACAGGGUACCCACCGUCGUUAUUUUUGAGUCUGAGGGCCAGAUAAGGAGUAUUGUCGAACCUCUAGCGAAGGUUGACAACUGGCACGAUUUUUUCGACACCCUCGGGGCUAGGCCAGGAGACCUUGUGGCUUUCAGCGACAGGCGUCCUGCGAAUUACGAAAACCCUACUCCACUUGGAAGACUUAGACAGGUAGCUAUUGCCUUGAUACCGGAUUGCUACCGGAGGACAACUGAGUCGGUUGGCUGUUGGGUGCACGAAUUCCCUCUAUUCGAGCCCUCGUCAGACGAUACUGGGCUUUACCCAAGCUAUAAAUGGGAUGAAAUCAACUCUACUCACCAUCCCUUCACAAUGGUGAAAAUUGAAGAUUACCACAAGCUGGAAGCGGACCCCUUGAGCUGCCAUGGCCAGCAUUAUGAUCUUGUAAUUGAUGGAGUUGAAGUUGGCGGUGGAAGCACUCGUGUUCACGAUCCCGAGCUCCAAAAAUUCAUCUUUGAGCAUGUUCUCAAGAUCACUAAUUCAGAAAAGCUAUUUGGUCACUUACUGCAAGCGUUGGCCACCGGAUGCCCACCCCAUGCCGGUUUGGCUAUUGGUCUUGACCGCAUAGUCGCAAUGCUUUGUGGCUUGAAGUCACUGAGAGAUGUAAUUGCGUUCCCGAAGACCAUCACCGGGGCUGAUCCUUUGAUUGGAAGCCCCAGUAAGGUCACCAAGGACCAGUUGAAGCCUUAUCAUGUGGGGGUUAAUUAG